Messenger RNA from Aureobasidium subglaciale EXF-2481, 876 nucleotides. RefSeq lists its product as uncharacterized. The record is from RefSeq and is a predicted model, not a curated record. The transcript has a single exon. Bases 1 to 876 code for a protein of 291 amino acids. NCBI's taxonomy places the organism in Eukaryota, Fungi, Ascomycota, Dothideomycetes, Dothideales, Saccotheciaceae.
AUGGCACCCGUCAUCUUCGGCUUGCCCUUCAGCGAGUUCACAUGGUCCAAGUUUGGCAAUGCCAAUAUGUGGAAUAAUGUCUACCACCUGAGAAGGACGAAGUUCAUCGUCUACCAGUUGGCCAUGAUCUUCUGUGUUGUUUCAGAAUCGCUCGGAACGGAUGCUCUGUCAAGAUUUGUCAGCCAGCAAAAGUACCUCAAGUCUCAUGGUGCCGGCGAGUACAACAACGACUAUGUUGGUGUUGCAUCCUACAACAUCUUUGCUGGAAUCUACGUUGCCACCAUCUUUGGUGGUGCUUUCUUCUUCGACCUGAUCUGGCCCGAGAGACAUGAGGACCAUGGUGUUAGAGUUGCAUGGAAGCUCUCUGCCAUUGCCGGCAUCUUCGUACACUUGGCCAGUUGUAUCGCAAUGACCGUCAUCGUCGCUACCAAGAGCGCAUACGUCACUGGUGUUAGCGCAGAAGAGGGAAACAGACUCGUUCUCGAGAACGGCAAGACUCCUCUCGACUACAGACAUAGCGCUCGUAUCGUGACUUCGGUCGUCUUUGGAUGGAUCGGAUGGAUCUUCGUCAUCGCUAGCACCGUCAUCCUCGUUGUGGGCAAGACCCACGACGAGAAGAUGGGACCCUGGAGCACACAUGUCCGCGAGGCAAAGAAGAACAACGUCGACGUUGAGUCCAACUUUGUCAACGGACAUCCAUCGGAGAAGCCCUUGACCAACCCUCUUACUGGCGAGCAGCCCGAGGCUCUGGCCCCCAAUCAUCCUCAGCCUGCUCACGUUCGCGAGCCUACCCGCAUUGAGGAGCCCUCGAUGGAGGCACAGAACCACCACAGUUUUGACUCGAGCGCACCUGCCGUCAACCCUGCUCACGUCUAG